UAAGAGAAGUCAGAUGGCGUUGCUGUCAAGUUUUAAUUCACAUAUGUGAACGUAGUUUGUUUACACGUUUUCGUUACUGUGGUCAAUUCUGGGGAUUUUGUGACAGGGACUUGCAUUCAUUGGAACCAGCCUAAAGAAAAUAUGACUACCGUACCACCUGUCAAACCACCGCGAGGAAUCAAACCGACCAAGGAAACGAGCGGUUUAUUGAUCUCUGUCAUCCGCGCUCUGUCAGCAAGUGAAACAAAUGAGCAACGUGAGAUCGAAAAAGCUAAAUUGGAAAAAGAAUACAAACGAAGCGAUCAGCGAUUGGAAGAAUUGGUUUCCGCUCAUGAUCAGGAUCUUAUGGAAGUUAUGCGGAUAUUCAGUGAACUGUCCGAAAAGGUGACAUCGUCGCGAGAAAAAAUUCACGCGGUAAAAGAGAAUCUGAAUGCUUGCAAACAAUUAUUAAGAUGUAAACGAGAAGAACUGUUGAAUUUGUGGCUGGAAGGAAUAGAACAUAAACAAGUUUUGCAUCUUCUGAAGGAUGUGUCUUCGUCUUCGUGCGGGCGUAUAUUACCUUUAACAGUACCUGAGUCAUCGCCAUCAAUUCACGAGCUUUCAGAGCAAUAAAAGUUUUAUAUAUCACCAUACUUUGUAUAUAUUGUUAUAUGUAUAAAAUAAAUUAUUGAGUCAAGUAACUUGCCAAGUUCUAGAUUUACGUGUGAGAGGUUGUAUUGUUUUUUGUGCAAAAUAAAAAACAAAUUUUUUAUUCUA
This is a messenger RNA of Pseudomyrmex gracilis, 756 nucleotides long. It is a transcript of the gene Sec8, whose product is annotated as exocyst complex component 4. Lineage: Eukaryota; Metazoa; Arthropoda; Insecta; Hymenoptera; Formicidae. Bases 142 to 612 code for a protein of 156 amino acids. The record is from RefSeq and is a predicted model, not a curated record. The transcript is spliced from 5 exons. Gene Ontology annotation, biological process: chemical synaptic transmission; Golgi to plasma membrane transport; exocytosis. Gene Ontology annotation, cellular component: exocyst; growth cone membrane; synapse.